This is a messenger RNA of Durusdinium trenchii, 263 nucleotides long. NCBI's taxonomy places the organism in Eukaryota, Dinophyceae, Suessiales, Symbiodiniaceae. The record is from the annotation of a GenBank genome assembly.
GCGGUGCUGUUUGUUCUGGAGUGCCGCCCUGGCUCUUUGUGCUUGGGCGGUCCACCUUGCUCACUGCACGCUGGUGCUUGCUGAUCCUACUUUGCGCUGUCCGCCAAGUGCUGAACCUGACAGAGCAACCAUCCAGCAGUGUCAUGCAGUACUUCCCCUACUUCAAAUUCGUGGUGAGGGUCCUCAAGAAAUAUGGCCUGGGUUGGUUUGAAACUUCAUUGUGCCUUGCACGCGUUGCAAUCAUGAGAAGAGAUUUUGCUUGA